GCUCGCUUGAGAGGUGGACGCGGAAGAAGAGAUGAGAACGGUUUGGGUUGCUAUAGCUGCGGCGAAGAGGGCGGAGGAGGUGGGGAACCGGAAACGGCCGAGGGAAGCGAACCCGGAGAGCAGAGCAUUGUAAACUUCCACCAUGAAUUUUGAAGGUCUUGAUCCAGCCCUUGCAGAGUAUGUUCCUUCCCUACAUCCUGCCUUAGAUCCCCACCUCAACCCAAGCUUGUUACAGAAUGUGGAGCUGGAUCCAGAGGGAGUAUCCCUGGAAGGCAUCACUGUGCCUGACUCAGUGCAUAUCAUGGAGGGCAUGUACUCAGAACUCCACACUGUUGUCUCAGAAGUGGGUGUACCUGUUUCCUUCUCCCACUUUGACCUACAUGAAGAAAUGCUCUGGGUUGGAAACCAUGGAGGUCAUGCCACUUCUUUCUUUGGUCCAGCCCUGGAACGAUACUCCUCCUUCCAGGUACACAGCAGUGAUGACAUUCGACAGAUCCAGAGCCUGGAAAAUGGGGUGCUCUUUCUGACCAAAAACAACCUAAAAUACAUGUCGAGAGGUGGGCUCAUAAUCUUUGAUUACCUCAUGGAUGAAAGUGAGGAUAUGCACAGCCUUUUACUGACUGAUCCUGGCACUUUGCUUGUUGGGGGUCUCACCAGCCAUGUGAUUGAAAUAGACCUCAACGCAGUGCAAGAAACCCAGAAGUACACAGUGGAAGUUCCUGGAGUUACAAUUAUGAGACAGUCAAAUCGUUUCUUCUUUUGUGGUCACACAUCAGGAAAGGUUUCCUUGCGUGAUCUCCGCACUUUUGCUGUAGAACAUGAGUUUGAUGCCUAUUCGGGCAGCUUGUCUGAUUUUGACGUCCAUGGCAACCUACUGGUGACGUGUGGCUUCUCCAGCCGAAUGAAUGGCCUAGCUUGCGAUCGUUUCCUCAAGGUGUAUGAUUUACGCAUGCUGCGAGCCAUUACACCUCUGCAGGUCCACAUUGAUCCUCUAUUUCUGAAGUUUAUUCCUACCUACACAUCUCGCCUGGCCAUCAUCUCCCAAACAGGUCAAUGUCAGUUCUGUGAACCUACUGGAUUAGCCAAUCCUGCUGACAUUUUUCAUGUUAAUACAGUGGGCCAGCUAAUAAUGAGCUUUGAUGUGUCAGCCAGCAAACAAGCUAUGGUUUUUGGAGACUCAGAGGGCUGUGUCCACCUGUGGGCUGAUUCACCUGAGAUCACCUUCAAUGCCUACUCCCGGGAAACUGACUUUGCCUUGCCUUGCCUUGUGGAUACCUUGCCCCACCUUGACUGGAACCAAGAUCUCAUGCCCUUAUCUCUCAUACCCGUGCCUCUGACCACUGAGUCACUGUUGUCUGACUGGCCUGCAGCCAAUUCUAUCCCUGCACCCAGACGAGCCCCACCUGUCGAUCCAGAUAUCCUUCGGACCAUGAAGAAAGUUGGCUUCAUUGGGUAUGCCCCAAACCCCAGGACCAAGCUCCGGAAUCAGAUUCCCUACCGAUUAAAGGAGCUUGACAAUGAAUUCGAUAAUUUCAAUCAGGUCCCUGAAUCCCCCAUAGGAAGAGAAGAGGAGCCACGGAUCUACAUGGUGGCAAAGAAAUAUAGGAAGGUCACAAUAAAAUAUUCCAAGCUGGGCCUGGAAGACUUUGACUUUAAACAUUACAAUAAGACUCUUUUCGCUGGUCUUGAGCCCCACAUUCCAAAUGCUUACUGCAAUUGCAUGAUCCAGGUUCUUUAUUUCUUGGAGCCUGUGCGCUGUUUGGUCCAGAACCAUUUAUGCCAGAAAGAGUUCUGCCUCAGCUGCGAACUGGGCUUUUUAUUUCAUAUGCUGGAUUUGUCCAGGGGAGACCCUUGUCAGGGGAGUAAUUUUCUGCGUGCCUUCCGCACCAUCCCAGAAGCAGCUGCUUUGGGAUUGAUCUUGGCUGAUUCGGAUGAGGCUACAGGGAAGGUGAACUUAGGUCGGUUGAUUCAAAGUUGGAACAGGUUUAUUCUGACCCAGCUGCACCAGGAGACUCAAGAGCAGGAGGGCCCUCAGGCUUACCGAGGCAUUGGCAGCAGCAACUUUGGAUCUUCUGGGGACUCAGUCAUUGGGCAGCUUUUCAGCUGUGAAGUGGAGAAUUGCAGUAUGUGCCGCUGUGGCAAAGAGACAGUUCGGGUCUCUUCCACUCUCCUCUUUACCCUCUCCUACCCUGAGAACAAUGAUAAAAUAAUGGAUUAUGAAUUUGCCCAGGUAUUAAAAAGAAGCAUUUGUCUGGAACAGAACACCCAGGCCUGGUGUGAGAAUUGUGAGAAGUACCAACCCACAGUCCAGACACGCAACAUCCGCUGCCUGCCAGAUGUGUUAGUCAUUAACUGUGAAGUGAACAGCUCCAAGGAAGCAGAAUUUUGGAAGGUGCAGGCUGAGUAUGCUUUUAAGAAGAUGAUGAUGAAGAAGGGUUGCCUGGAAUUCCCUAAAAGUAGAGAAAUAGCAGUUGGGGAAUGGAAUGAGUUAGGAAUGGCUGAGAGGGGACACUCUUACACAUCCACUGAAGAGCUAAAGAACAUCUGGAUUCCUUAUUCCAUCAAGAUGAAGCUUUCCAAGAACAAGGAAUUGGAGGUUUACAACUGGGAUGAAAGCACUGAAGUGAGCUUGCUGGAUGAUCAAGAAUCCAUAUAUGUCUAUGACCUCAUGGCAACAGUUGUACAUAUUCUGGAUUCCCGGACUGGGGGCAGCCUUGUGGGGCAUAUCAAAGUAGGAGAGACCUACCAUCAAAGGAAGGAGGGUGUCACACACCAGCAGUGGUAUCUUUUUAAUGACUUUCUUAUUGAGCCUGUGGAUAAGUGUGAGGCUGUGCAAUUUGACAUGAGCUGGAAAGUGCCUGCUAUCCUUUAUUAUGUGCGGAGGAACCUCCACUCCAAGUACAAUUUACACAUUAAGAACCCCAUUGAAGCCAGUGUGUUGCUUGCUGAGGCCUCUCUCGCUCGCAAACAGCGCAAAUGUCAUGCCACUUUCAUCCCCCUCAUGCUGAACGAAAUGCCACAGGCUGGAGACCUGGUGGGAUUGGACGCUGAGUUUGUCACCCUCAAUGAGGAGGAGGCUGAGCUUCGCAGCGACGGGACCAAAUCCACUAUCAAGCCCAGCCAGAUGUCAGUGGCCAGGAUCACUUGCGUCCGGGGGCAGGGUCCCAAUGAGGGCGUUCCUUUCAUUGACGAUUACAUUUCCACACAAGAACAGGUUGUGGAUUAUCUUACUCAGUACUCAGGGAUAAAGCCAGGAGAUCUGGAUGCCAAAAUUUCAUCCAAACAUCUCACAACCCUCAAAUCUACCUAUCUAAAGCUACGCUUCCUUAUAGAUGUUGGAGUCAAGUUUGUAGGCCAUGGAUUGCAAAAAGACUUCCGGGUCAUCAAUAUCAUGAUUCCCAGAGAUCAAGUAAUUGACACGGUGUAUCUGUUCCACAUGCCCAGGAAGAGGAUGAUCUCCCUGCGUUUCCUUGCCUGGUAUUUCUUGGACCUGAAGAUUCAAGGGGAGACCCAUGACAGCAUUGAAGAUGCCCGAACAGCCCUCCAGCUGUACAGGAAGUACAUGGAACUGAGCAACGGAGGCUUGGAGCCUGAGGAGUUCCGCAAGGUGCUGAAGGGCCUCUACGAAAAAGGGAGGAAAAUGGACUGGAAGGUCCCUGAACCGGAUGGUCAGAGCAGCCCCAAGAGUGCUGCAGUGUUCUCAAGCGUGCUGUCUCUCUGACCCACGUAACCGUAUCACGUCCGAUGUCCCUUGAGAAGAGGACCAUCCCAGCCUGUUCCCUGGAAUGUGGACAUGAUAGGACUGAAAGAUAGCAUAGGUGUAUAAGACAGGAAGGUGAUGUAAUUAAUGCAUAUCCAACAUGCGUUUCAGGGUUCAGGGGAUUUCUUUUGGGUGUCUCUGCCCCCAGUUUACCAACAAACCUCUUGGAUCUCAGGCCAAAUUGUUAACAAGCAGGUACAAGAGAGUACGUGAGGCAGUUUAGUGCAGGCCGAAGAGUGGCACACUUCCUUUCAGAGACCUGUGUGUGUGCACUCACCGAACAAAGAUGGUGCAGCAGCCACUGGGUACUUGGGAGCAGGCCGUUCUUGCAUAAAAAGAAUGGUGGGAAGCAACCUGUGAAAUGUUUCAAGAUCCUUUCUACAUCUGUCAGUGUUAGCAUUGCUCGCAGGAGGCACCUGUGCUCUACUCUGGCUGGGCAUUGCUCCUGAAAUAACCCAGAGCUGGACUCGUAACUGUCAUGGAAGUUUCAUGGCUUUUUAAUCUUUUCUGUAUGUAAAUUGUGAUCAAGGGUAGAUAGACUCUAUGAAAUGUCGGUGCUUCCAAUGCUACUUUACAGUCCGGCCUUUUGUUUGCUUUCUGGCCUGUUAAUUCACAGUCAUCCUAUGUUGUUUCAUCAUCAUCUCUCUUGUUAACCAUAAUCAGAAUAGCAUUAAUUUAUAUAUCCUGGUUUUAAUUCAGUGGAGUUGGACCUGCAGGUGGACAAGUCACCCAAACAAGUCCAGGCUUUAUUAGAUAAUCUUACAUCAAGGUUUGGGUUGACCCCUUUUAUAUACCCACAGCGUCAGAGGAAUGAACUUCAUCUGAAUCUGCAACAGCGUGAUUGGCAACCAUAAUGCUUUGCCAGAGCAUAAGACCUUUUAUUCAUGUCAGGAAUAUCCAAUAAAGUAAACAAUUGAUUUAAAAAUGGAAGUCUGUAAAUACCAACUAAGCUUUUGGAAGGUCAUUGCCCCUGUUGCAGUGAUUUUCAGUUGUUCAGACAUCAAGGGGAACAGUGUAUUUUUGUAAGUCACAGCAGUAACUUAGGGAAUGCUCCAAAUUAUUCUGAGUUUACGUAUUAAGACUUGAGUAAUCAUGGAAAGCUGGUUCAACCCCGGCUUUGAUGCUGACUCUGUUAAAGGAGAAUAAAGUCCCAUUAAAUGAGGAUGUGCUAAAUGGCUCCCAGACCAAGCUGAACCAGUUCACAAGACCCAUUCAACACAAACAAAUCUAGUAGGUGAACUUUAGUUCAUUUAAGAGUCAAUGAGGACUUGCAAUCUAACCUCCAGAUGUGUCGAUCUAUAACUACCAUCUUUCCCAGCUAGCCGUGGUCAUUGGCUGAGCUAAUUGGGGAAAUUCAACUUUGGAUGGCAGCUGUUGGGGAAAGCUGCAUAGAUUAUAGCCCAUGUCCUUCAUCUCAGGACCAAGCUAGAGAUUCUGCAAAUUACAGCAGUUUGUGUUUCCUCUAUUCUGCUAUGAUCUCUAUCUAAGAUCCCAUCUUUGAUUUGUGUAUCAUUUCAAGGUAAAUGUAUCCAUUAAUACCAGUAGCAGUUUCCCUCCCCUGAAAUGGAAUAGGAACUUUGGGAGAGGAAAUGCUUGUUUUCUGCUUUAAUAAUUAUUUAUUGGCAUUCUAGAGUUUUCCAGGCCUGGUGACUAUGAUCAAGAAUAGAAUCUUUAUGACCUCAUUAGGUCUCAGAAGCUAAGCAGGGUUAGGCUUGGUUGGAACUUUGAUGGGAGAUAUCAAAGGAGUAGCAGGGUUGUAGAUUAGACUGAGAAGAUGAAAAAACAUCCUAGAAGAAAGCAAUAGGCAAAUCAUUUCUAUGUGGUUGCCAAAAACUUCAUGCCUCCAUGAAGUUCCAAGAGUUGUCUCUGAGGAGACUUACUUUACUGAUUAAUACCACUUUGGUUUUGAAAUUAGAUUUCACACUAUCAAAACAACCCUUUUAAAAAACGUUUGAUCACAGUCCUGAAUUGAACAUCCAGUUGUG
Candoia aspera is the source of this 5745-nucleotide messenger RNA. It is a transcript of the gene PAN2, whose product is annotated as poly(A) specific ribonuclease subunit PAN2. Gene Ontology annotation, cellular component: PAN complex; P-body. Gene Ontology annotation, molecular function: protein binding; poly(A)-specific ribonuclease activity; nucleic acid binding. The record is from RefSeq and is a predicted model, not a curated record. NCBI's taxonomy places the organism in Eukaryota, Metazoa, Chordata, Lepidosauria, Squamata, Candoiidae. Gene Ontology annotation, biological process: mRNA processing; nuclear-transcribed mRNA poly(A) tail shortening. The transcript has 26 exons. Bases 143 to 3721 code for a protein of 1192 amino acids.